This is a messenger RNA of Coccomyxa subellipsoidea C-169, 2401 nucleotides long. Its product is annotated as kinase-like protein. Bases 728 to 2401 code for a protein of 557 amino acids. Gene Ontology annotation, cellular component: cytoplasm. Gene Ontology annotation, biological process: protein phosphorylation; intracellular signal transduction. Gene Ontology annotation, molecular function: ATP binding; protein serine/threonine kinase activity. The record is from RefSeq and is a predicted model, not a curated record. The transcript has 10 exons. Lineage: Eukaryota; Viridiplantae; Chlorophyta; Trebouxiophyceae; Coccomyxaceae.
CGAUUUCAAGGGUCAAAGGGCCCUCUGCCCAUAUAUUGCACUAUUUGAGAGGCGUAAAGGGUUGGAUAUACCAUUGCUGUAAGAGUUCUCGCAGUUACACGAUUUAGACAUCGAAGGAUUUCAUACCUAGGGCUGCUAGUUGGAGGAAGUACUUAGCUUUUGGAGGGACUGCGAUUAGUGUCGCACCUUCCUGGACAUUGCUUUCCCAAGAGAAGGAGGCACAAUUGGGUGCUUUCCUUCCAAGCCAAGAACAUCCUCCUUCAAUAGAAGCAAGCAGCCCCUUCUCCACCGCAGAUCCGAUGGGAACGUGACCGAGGGCCCCACUAGCGUCGAGCUCCGGUCAAAGGCCUCCGGGCCUGACCUGGUAGCAGCGACAUCCACUGGCAGAGCUAGCCACAAGUCAGGGGUGUCCAUCAGCGACCUCUCGAGGGUAUCGCUGGGGUUGGGGACUGUGAAGCGAGUUGUCAGCAGGAAGACUGCAGAGCAGGAGCUCAGCAGAUGGGAUGAGGGCAGAGCUCUGUUGCGCUCACCAGAUGCGCCCAAUUCCCUCAGCCAGCCGGACAGCGGCGCCGAGCUGGACUCCCUAGCAACCAACGGCCACAACUCCGAGAAUGGCACCUUCGGGUACCACCGGCCUUCCCCGAGCCGGCCCCAUGCAGAGUACGCAAAGAGCAGCUCCCCCAGCUCUCAGCCUGCAGAUCAGCAGAGCAGCAAGCCCAUCCAGGGCAUGCAGGGGUCGGCGCUGCUCAACAUCCCCACCCCCUUUGCGUCGGUGGCGGACGAGGGGCACGCGUACAUGGGGAGCCAGCCGCUCAGCGUGCUGCCGGACGCGGGCAUGCCGCUGCCGAGCAUCGCUGAGGUGGACAUGACGACGCGGCUUUCCUUCCUGGAGACCCGCAGCAACAGCGCGCCGCAGUCGCCGGACAGCGCACGCACCGUUGCUUUGCGCGCCAGCCUUGGCUGCACCGCCGACACGCCUCUCAAGUCGCGCACCAGCGGCGCCCACGUCUUCCAUGACGACAGCGCCAAGAUGUUCCAGUCGGGCGAUUCGAAUGGGAUGGGCUCUGCGGCUGCGAUGGCGAUGCGGCACAGCCGGAGCCUGCCAAGCGUGGCGACCCCGGACUGGGCCGGCCUGGCGACGCCGCGCAACUUGAUAGAGGUGUCCGCGCGGCUGCGCUCCUCCCAGGAGGACCUGCGCCGCCUGGAGGCCCAGCGCAGCAGCGACCCCCUGCACCGAUCCGGGAGCUCGGGCGGCUGGGGUUCGCUGGGGCUGUCCAGGGAGAGCUCUGUCAGCAGCAGCAUGCGCUCGCGCAGUGGCUUCGGCUCGCUGGAGAGUGGCGGUCUGUCCCGGCCGCUGUCGGGGGCGGCCACAGACGAGGGCUUCUGCUUUGAGUGCGGGGACGUGAUUGACACCCGCGUCAUGCUGGUCGACAGCUUCAAGGGCUGCACGUUUGUGAACCAGUACGUGGUGAUCAAGACGUUGGGUGAGGGCGCGUACGGCAAGGUGAAGCUGUGCCUCAACAGCGAGGACCACAGCCUCUAUGCCCUGAAGCUGGUCACCAAGAGAAAACAGUCGUUUAAAUUGCAGCUGGCGCCCUGCGUCAUUGCAGAAGAGCUGAGUCAGUCAGCUCAGCUGACUAUCAGCAUCUUGCGCAACCUGUGCCAUCCCAACAUCGUGCGCCUCAUGGAGGUCAUAGACGAUGCGCGCAGCAACAAGGUGCUGCUGGUGAUGGAGUACCUGGAGGGCGGCCCUGUGGUGCUGGGCGAGGGCCGCGACGGCCAGUCGCGCAUGUCCGAGGCCAUCGCGCGCAAAUUCUUCCGAGAUGCCAUCCAGGGGGUGGACUACCUGCACAGCAUGGGUGUGGCGCACGGCGACAUAAAGCCAGACAACCUGCUGCUGGGGGCGGACGGCCGCGUGCGCAUCUGCGACUUUGGCUCCGCGCAGCUCUGCGGUGCCACGGACACUGCGCUGCGCACGGUGGGCACGCCGGCCUUCUUCACGCCAGAGAUGUGCCACGGCGGCCCCUUCUCGCUGCGCGCCGCCGACCUGUGGGCCCUCGGCGUCUGCCUCUACAUCUUUGUCUUCGGAGUGCUGCCGUUCCGGGCGGACGCGAUGAUGCGGCUGUACGACGAGAUCCGGGAUGCGCCGCUGCGCUUCCCCCGGAGCACGCCCCUAUCGCCGCAGCUGGCAGAGCUGCUGUACGCGCUGCUGGCCAAGGACCCUGCCCAGCGGCCCACCAUGCCCCAGAUCAUGGCCCACCCCUGGGUCACUCAUGGCGGCGCCGCCCCCAUGCGCUGCCUGCAGGUUGUGCCUGGCACUCUCAUCUACACCCUAGCCACUUCAUUGUUCCUCUCCAUUGUAAGGCCUGCUUGCAUGCCUAUAUUAUUCCCACUAGCAUGA